Perca fluviatilis (European perch) is the source of this 1824-nucleotide messenger RNA. It is a transcript of the gene paox, whose product is annotated as peroxisomal N(1)-acetyl-spermine/spermidine oxidase. Lineage: Eukaryota; Metazoa; Chordata; Actinopteri; Perciformes; Percidae. The record is from RefSeq and is a predicted model, not a curated record. Bases 110 to 1612 code for a protein of 500 amino acids. The transcript has 10 exons. Gene Ontology annotation, molecular function: polyamine oxidase activity.
CGCCUAUCUCUUUUCUCUUCAGGAAGGACGGACCGUCCCGACACGAGUCAGCUUUCUUUUAUUGUCUUUGGCAGUAUUGCAUUGCAAUAGUGCAGGUCCAGCUACGCUCAUGAGUGUGAACGCAAAAGUAGUCAUUAUAGGAUGCGGGAUAUCAGGUAUAGCGGCGGCACACCGACUGGCUAACGCUGGAUUUCAUCAUGUGCGGAUACUUGAAGCGACGGCAAGAAGCGGAGGAAGAAUUAAAACCGGCAGAUUGGGUGAUAACAUUGUUGAGAUAGGAGCAAACUGGAUUCAUGGACCAUCCGAGGAGAACCCAGUGUUUUGUCUUGCCCGUCAGUACAGGCUGCUGGAUCCAGAGGCCCUCACCCCAGAGAACCAGGCCAUGGACGUCGGAGGACACCCCCCCUGGGUUCCAAACAUUUUCAGCAGUUCAGGUCGGAAGCUGAACCCUGAGGACAUCUAUCCUGCUCUGGAGAUGUUUGCUGAGCUGAUGUAUGAGAGUUCAGAAUUUGAGAGUCAAGGAGGAGAACCCUGGGCUUGUGUGGGAGAUUUCAUACGGUCAGAGGCUAAACGACGAGCAGCAGAGGAGUGGAAAGAUAUUGAUGCAACCACCAGAUCUCUGCGACUGUGUGUGAUCAGUAACUUGUUGAAGGUGGAGUGCUGUGUUAAUGGCUCUCCCAGCAUGGAUGAGGUGGGCCUGGGGGCAUAUGGCUUAUACAAGACUCUACCUGGACUGGACUGUACAUUCCCAGCUGGCUAUGAAGGUCUAAUCAAAAACUUGAUGUCGGAGCUUCCCAGUGGUUUAGUGACCUACAAUCAGGCUGUUCGCUGUGUCCACUGGAACAACACAGAGAAGAGAGAAAACCCUGUGACGAUCGAGUGUGAUGAUGGGGAGAGGAUUGUUUCUGAUCAUGUUAUUGUCACAGUACCUCUAGGAUACCUAAAGAAGCACCAUUCAGCACUGUUUCGUCCUCUUCUCCCUCUUCACAAGCUGCACUCCAUCCAGCGACUAGGUUUUGGAACAAACAAUAAAAUAUUUGUGGAGUUUGAUUCACCGUGGUGGGAUGCUGACUGUGAGAUAAUCCAUCUUGUGUGGGAAGAUGAGGAUGUAAUGGUGGACUACGUGCCAGAUGUACAGAGAUCCUGGAUAAAGAAGUUGUUUGGCUUCACUGUGCUGAAACCUACCGAAAGGUAUGGCCAUGUUUUGUGUGGCUGGAUUGCUGGGCAUGAGUCAGAGUAUAUGGAGACACUGUCCGAACAAGAGGUCACACACACCAUCUCACAAAUCAUCCACAGAUUUACAGGAAACCCUACCAUCACCCCUAGGAGAGUCCUGCGCUCCCAGUGGUUUCAUGACCCCUGGACAUGUGGAUCAUACAGUUACCCAGGAAAAGGCUGUUCAGCGCAGGACCUGGACAACAUGAUGGAGCCCCUGCCUACGAAGGGAUCACAGUCACAACCCCUGCAGGUGUUGUUUGCUGGAGAGGCUACUCAUCCCUGCUACUACUCAACCGUCCAUGGAGCUCUCCUCACUGGGUGGAGAGAAGCUGACAGACUCAUCUCUCACUACUCCUCCAUCAGUCCGUCGGAGCCACCCAAGUCCAAGCUUUAAAAGAACAACACUACUUUGACAGAGAUUUAUCAUAUGUAUGGCUCAAAUCUGCAACUUCAAGCUAUCAUCUCAUAGUUUAUUUGGAGGAUUGUGUGGGAGCCUGCAUUUUUAUUUAAAUCAGUCACUUAAAGUGCUCAUAUUAUGCUUUUUGGCUUGUUGUUUUGUGCACGUUUAUUAUAGGUUUACAAAGUGAAAAAGCCCAAAGUCCACCC